CCAUUUCGCCACUCCCUCACUCUGGUGUCUGGUCUCGCUAGCGUUCACUAGGUUUGAGCUCAAUUCUUGUUAGAGAUCGUUUUUCCUUCCGAGUUUCUGAAAUCAAGAGAAGAAGAAUGUUUCGCUGGGUAGCUGCUGCUGUCUUGGUGCUGGGACUUGUGGGGUUCCAGAUCGCCGACGCCAUGAACGAGGAUGAAAUGGAGUUGCUUGAACGUAUGCUGGAGAGAGCUGAAGAAAAGAAGGUGGCAGGCGGCCAACCUCUCUCCAUCGUGGGUAAGGUGACAUGGCAGAGUUCUUCUCAUGGUAGUUUUCUAUACCCAUCGUCAAAGGCCGUAGAUGGAAGCUCCUCGACCGUCCUGUAUCCCGAUGCCAAAUGUUCUCACACUGUUUCCAAUUCGGAAAAUCCGUGGUGGAUGGUCGAUCUCGGAGGGGAACACUGCAUCAGCAAAGUCAACAUUCUGAACCGUGGAGACUGCUGCAGCGAACGUUUGCAAGGAGCUAAUGUCCGCGCUGGUAACAGCCCCACUGCUACCGACAACCCGACCUGUGGCUCAGCUGUCACCGCUGCCCAAGCCAAACCACUCGGUGGUACCAUCCAGAUGGAUUGCCCUACUCCGUUGAGGGCGCGCUACAUCAGCGUUGAUAUCCCCCGUACGGGCACCUUGCAACUUUGUGAGGUCACUGUGGAGGAACUCCCCCUGGACCAAUGCAAAGUAACGGAGGCGUUCAGUAUCGUUGACCAUCCAGCCUCGCAAAGCUCUGAACAAGGCUCAGGACGAUAUCCAGCGGGCAAAGCUGUUGACGGUAGCUCAUCGACCAUCAUGUACCCCGAUUCUAAAUGCUCACACACAAGUCAGGAGGAGAAUCCCUGGUGGAGAGUCGAUCUCGGUGGUGAGGAAUGCGUUACCAAGGUAACCAUCCUGAACCGUGGAGACUGCUGCAGUGAACGUCUGCAGAACGCCAUUGUUCGUGCUGGGUCAAACGAGACCCCUAUUGGGAACCAGGCAUGCGGGGCACCAAUCACCGCCGAACAAGCCCAACCAUUGGGCGGUACAAUCGCGGUUGAGUGCGGUCGACCGCUGAGGGCGCGCUACGUGAGCGUCGAUAUUCCGGGCACUGCAGUUCUUCAACUCUGUGAGGUCUACGUUGAAGUGCAUUCUUCCGGACAGUGCUAAGAAUAUUCACCGUCACCUCGUCACCCGAUUUCGAAUUAGACCCGUUUAAAAAUCAUGACCCGACUACGAAUUAUUUUACGAUAACGAAUUGAGCCUGUUUAUUAUUAUGUUUUUUAAUUGGUGGAUGGGUUCUUCCUUGCUAAAUUCUAAAUAAAAGUAAACCUAACAAGUGACUUUGUUGUUUGCCUGAAUGACGCGUGAAGGUGAUGUCAUACAGAGCCAAGUUCUUUACUUUGUCAACGAUAUGGUUCGACAUGUCUGUAACUUCCCACAAGAAAAUUCACAUCGGACUACUCCUAAAACGUUUACCAAUUAUCAGUCCUAGGUUUGACGACUGUCUCAGUACAUGUACAUUGAAUAAACUUUGGUUAAUUGAUUGGACUAUUCUGAAAUUUAUUUGGAAUAUGAAAAUAACUCAAGAAAUGAUCAGUCAGAUUGUUUCUCUACCCUGACUUUGGUGAUUCGAUUUCCACAAAUUCAGUUUGUGAUUGGUUUAUUUUUGUUUAGCUAACGAUACGAGUUGAAGACUACAUCGCUUAAAGUUGGUGGUGGUUAAGGUCUUAUUUUACAGCGUUUUAUUGCAACUUUUAUUUGUGAUUGGUUUAUUUUUGUUUAGCUAACGUUACGAGUUGAAGACUACAUCGCUUAAAGUUGGUGGUGGUUAAGGUUUUAUUUUACAUCGUUUUAUUGCAACUUUUUUUCAAAACUUUUUAACGCAGUUUUCAUUGCUUUAUUACUGCUCUUUUAUUCUUUUUAAUAAUUUGGUGCAUUCUUUUGAGUAAUAAAAAAAAUGUUUACUAGCAUGACA
Molecule: messenger RNA, 1983 nt
Organism: Patiria miniata (bat star)
Lineage: Eukaryota; Metazoa; Echinodermata; Asteroidea; Valvatida; Asterinidae
Product: pentraxin fusion protein-like
Exons: 8
Coding region: 117-1175 (352 amino acids)
Source: RefSeq, a predicted model, not a curated record